AUGGAAAACCAGCUAUGGCAGGACACACUGGGGUGCUGCGAUCAAUACCAAGAAAGCCCCCAGGGUGCCGAGGACAUCUUAUUCCUGCUGCUGGGCCUCAUCAUUCUUGUCAACAUCAGCAUCAACAUGGCAACCUUGAUGUGGCAGGGGCUCCAGAAUGCCUUAGACAAGACGAUCUAUUGGAUGAAUCAGAAAAGUAAGUAUGUCCAGGCUACAGAAUGUCCUCCCAAAGGUCCCCCAGCCAAGGCCCAGGACAUCCACAUCCACUGCAUCCUGGAUCCUGUACAGGUGAAGAUGGCACAACCCACAUGCUCUUCCUCUUCCUCCUACCACUAUCUCCAUAAACGGUGUAGGUGUAGCUGCAGCCGCAGCCACAGGCCCAGGCACAGAUGCUACAGCAACUGCCACCAAUGUGGCCACCACAGCUACCAGCAGAGACCAUGGAACAGACAAUUCUCGCAUGGAUACUCACGCUUUCUAAAACAGCCUCGAAGCCACAAGAUGUCACAGCUGUGGCCGGUGCCCUUUUUUGACAUGAAAGACCGGGAUUCCUUUCUGGAGGAUGACCAGUCCUGUCCUCAUCCCAAGUACCCUCAUGGGGGCUGGGGUGGUUUCUAUAAGCCUAUGGGUCUGGCCUCCAAUAUGGGGCUAUGGGGUCGUCAGGGUGGAAUCCUGGCCAGCCUCCCAUUACCCUCUCUCUACCUGUCACCAGAGCUGCGCCGCUUACCCAAGCGGGUAGAAGCCAAGUCAGAGCUAAGGCUAAAGUCCUUUGGUCCCCAUUAUUCACAGUCCCGGAUUUGGGGUAAUAUGGAAGCUGAGCAGUGGGCCUCAUCACCAUCUCCUCCCCGAAGGCUGCUUCCUAACCCCUCCUGGGUCACUGUGGGGUAUAGCCCUUUCUCUUCAGGGGGCCACAUGCCAUACGAUGCCUGGGAUCAGUGGCAGCGUGUGAAGGGCUCAGAGCCAUCACCUGCUUUUGUAUCCAGGAAUCUCAGGACAGAGGCCCAAUGCUACCGGGAGCACAACUCCCCACAGUCCCACCGACAGAACCUCCCUAGCUAUACUCACAGCCAACCCAAUUACAGCCCACCCCAAUCCGUGGGCUACAGCUCCCCAGAAUCUCAUGAGGUGCGCAGACGUGCAGCUGACUGGACUGAGGUUCUACCCUCUAGGCAUCCUCUGACCACCACUACCUCUCUCAAAGCAUUGGGUGAGGCUUCAUAUCAACAGGCCCCAGCUGCCAGCUCAGGCUUGCUCCCUCACUCCUCCCAGCCCUUGCCUGAAGUCCAGGUUGUUGAUUCCGCCCCACCUCCAACAACCUUUGUUCCACUCAGCCGGAAUCCAGGUGGUAAUGCCAACUACCAGGUGUAUGACAGCCUGGAGCUAAAGCGGCAGGUGCAAGAAAGCAGAGGGCGAGCCAGCUCACUACCACCACCUUCCACCUCAGCCUCCAGGCCCUCUCUGCAUAGAAGCCGGACAGGGAAACUUAACUGA
This is a messenger RNA of Nannospalax galili (Upper Galilee mountains blind mole rat), 1491 nucleotides long. RefSeq names its product SPEM family member 2 (gene Spem2). The transcript is spliced from 3 exons. The record is from RefSeq and is a predicted model, not a curated record. Lineage: Eukaryota; Metazoa; Chordata; Mammalia; Rodentia; Spalacidae. The coding region runs from base 1 to 1491 and encodes 496 amino acids.